Sorex fumeus (smoky shrew) is the source of this 3406-nucleotide messenger RNA. RefSeq names its product zinc finger protein 512 (gene ZNF512). The transcript is spliced from 13 exons. The coding region runs from base 272 to 1807 and encodes 511 amino acids. Gene Ontology annotation, molecular function: zinc ion binding. NCBI's taxonomy places the organism in Eukaryota, Metazoa, Chordata, Mammalia, Eulipotyphla, Soricidae. The record is from RefSeq and is a predicted model, not a curated record.
GCGCCGACUCGGCAUCCGGGCGCCGGGCGCGAGCGGAAGUGGCGUGGGCUGGCCGGAGCCCGCGGGGCCGGCGUCGCGGGUCGGCGUGGAGCGGGAGUGAUGUCCGCCCGGCUCGCGGCUGCACCCGCCAAGUCAGUGCCCUAUAAAGGAUAAUAGUUUCCAGUAUACCGUCCCUCACGAUGACUCCUUAAGUGGCUCUUCAUCCGCCUCUUCCUGUGAACCAGUGGGCGACUUUCCAGCACCUUUACAAAAAUCUAACUGCUGGUUGAAGAUGAGGAAACUCAAGUCUGCUGGUGCGGACCGUAUGGAAGGGUCAGGUGGUCUAUCACCCAAAGGGAAAAGAAAAGCCAAGCAGGAAGAAGAUGAAGACUAUCUCGAAUUUCCUCAGAAGAAGCAUAAGCUCUAUGGGAGGAGGCAACGGCCUAAAACUCAGUCUAAUUCUAAAUCCCAGACUCGUCGUAUUCGGAAGGAACCACCAGUUUACGCCGCAGGCAGUGUGGAGGAGCAGUGGUACUUAGAGAUCGUGGAGAAAGGCAGUGUCUCCUGUCCUACCUGCCAGACGGUAGGGAGGAAGACCAUAGAGGGCCUGAAGAAACAUAUGGAAAACUGCAAACAGGAAAUGUUUACUUGCCAUCACUGUGGGAAACAGCUUCGCUCACUGGCAGGGAUGAAGUACCACGUCAUGGCAAACCAUAAUAGUUUGCCUAUUUUGAAGGCUGGAGGGGACACAUUCAAUGAACCAAGUGAGAGGGAGAGGCUCCGCACCGUUCUCAAGAGGCUGGGGAAGCUCAGGUGCACACGUGAGAGUUGCUCUAGUAGCUUUACCAGCAUCAUGGGAUAUCUGUACCAUGUCAAAAAGUGUGGCAAAGAGGCUGCUGAGCUGGAGAAGCUGACCCUGACAUGUCACCAUUGUGGCAAGGUGUAUCGAUCUAAGGCUGGACUUGCGUAUCACCUGAGGUCAGAGCAUGGGCCUAUCUUCUUUCUAGAUUCAGGGCAGCCAGAGGGCUUAACGGACAUGAGCCUGCAGUCACCGAGUGGGGGCCGAGUUCGGAGGCGGUCUGCCAAGAUAGCGGAGUUUCACCUGCAAGAGCUGGCCUCUGCUGAGCUGGCCAAGGAGUGGCCUAAGAGGAAGCUGCUUCGGGAUCUUGUGCCUGAUGACCGGAAGUUAAAAUAUGCACGCCCAGGACUUCCCACCUUCAGUGAAGAAGUGCUUCACAAGUGGAAGUUAGAGAUCAAGAAGUACCAUCACAUCCAGUGUCCCAACCAGGGUUGUGAGGCUGUCUACAGUAGUAUGUCUGGCCUUAAAGCUCACCUGGGCUCUUGCACAUUGGGAAACUUCGUGGCUGGAAAAUACAGAUGUCUUCUAUGUGAGAAAGAGUUUGUUUCGGAGAGUGGGGUGAAAUACCACAUCAACUCUGUCCACGCUGAGGAUUGGUUCGUAGUAAACCCAACAACCACCAAAAGCUUUGAGAAGGUGAUGAAGAUAAAGCAGCGGCGGGAGGAGGAAGAGAAGAGGCGCCAGCAGCACCAGGGCCGACGGUCGCUGAGACGGCGGCAGCUGAGCCUGGAACUGCCCGAGGUGGAGCUGAAUGUGCCCGUCGAGGAGGAGAGGAGGAGUGAGGAGGGACUGCCGGUGCCCGCCGACACCGCCACGGAGCCAGAGCCCGAGGCAGGGAAGGAGAAGAGGAGGAGUGAUGAGGCGCCGCCCGUGCCCGCCGCCUCCACGGAGCCAGAGCCCAAGGCCGUGCCAGCCCCGGUGCAGAAAGUGAAGGCCCCAAAGACUAAUCACAGACGAGGGAGGAAGUAGGCAGAUGCUGGCCCUCACUCCCCGGGGAGCGGGGUCUGCCGGGAGGACCGAGGGCUGAGUCCAGAAAUGUCCCCUGGCAGCUAUUGGUGGGUCCUAGCUGCCCCGGCCCCUCCUCCCUUGUACACAUCACAGUUGUCUCUCCUGGCGUUCACUCCCCCCACCCUUUGGCAUCGGUCCUCCUGCUGUUCCUUGUGUUUUCCGUCUUGCCCAGAAAACUCCGUCUUACAGGGCAGCUGUAGGCCCUUCCCGUCCUGUUCAAGCCCGAGAAAGCUGUUGGGUUGUGUCCUUUCCCGAUGGGGGUGUAGAUUGCGCUUAGCAGCCACUCUGUCAUCUAGCUGAUAAAUGAACUCCAAAUGAAACUUUUGAAAAAAACUACACGGGCUUUUCAUUUUGUGUCUGUGACAUGAGAAGUCUGCAAACAUGAGAAGUCACUCGUGAUAAGGUUACUUGGAAUCCGUGGGAAGUAAACUUUGGGGACUCUCAUGUUCUCUCUCCCUCUGGCUUUAGGAUGGAAAGGAAAUGAGGUUCGGAUGAAAAAGUGAGAGGCGCCCUGAAUUGGUUUUCCCGGGAGAUGCUUUGUUGGCCCCAAGUAGCCCAGACUGACUCGACCCAGGGCCUUAGGAAUAACAUGUCCCCUACAUUAAAGCGAUGAAAGGAAGAAAGUGGAAAAAGCAGUAAACUCCGCCUGGGCUUUCCUGGGCCCGAGCAUCAUCCGUGGCUGCGGUCGCUGCCCCGGGAAGCUGCCGUUUGCUUGCUCAGCCUUCAGAGUUGAGAAAUCCUUUGCCCCUGAUGUGAUGACGCUGUAUCCCAGUGUUCUAAUGAUGACACGGAGAUUGGUGGUCGAGGUGCACAUUCCUUUUCCCCUGGGCCUCAUUUGGCCCGUGUAGUCCCCACUCCUCCCUUUAGCUAACCUCUUGUCUCCAAGUUUUCUGAGACUUGUCCUCCCUCUCCUUUGAUAUGUGGAAUUCUGUCCUCUUAACACAGGACUUUAUUUGUGAUAUUUAUUUGGACUUUUGGUGAGUGACUUUUACGUGAUAUUUAUUUGGAGUUGGAAAGGAAAAAGAAAAAGCUUUUUCUGUACCUCAAGCCCACCUGGUAAUGAAUGUCUAAUGGGCUAUUUGUCUUUGACGCGGGCUUCCGCUGGAGCCUCUGGCAGAGCCGCUCUGUCGUGUUUCUGGAAUCUCUCCCCCUUUUCCAUAAAUACCAGUCUUACCCCUUCUUGCCAAUUUUGGUGGGAUAUGCCACAUAAAGAGCAGGGGUCCCUUCACCCUGAUACUGACAAAUACCAGCUGUUUCCAGUUCUGCAAGACUGUUCACACUCCGUUCUCGGUGCUUCUCUGUAGCUUUAAAAUGUGGGCUUUGGUGAAGGCUGCCUUGAGACACGGCAACAUUUAAAUCCGAUUCAGAUGCUGCCAGAAUCGAUGGUGUGGAAACAAGUGAAGCAAGUGGUUUCCCACUCUAUUUUCAUUGCCUAUUGGCAAGUUGCAGCCGAAAAGCCCUUUCCGUAGAUAAGGGUUGUCAGGGAGGAGAAAUGUAAUUUCUGGAAAGACUGGGAAACAUUUGGCUAUGAUCAGUGAAUAAAUGACUCAUUUAGAAUGA